AUGAACUACGUGGGGCAGCUGGCAGAGACUGUGUUUGGGACGGUGAAGGAGCUGUACCAAGGCCUGAACCCAGCCACCCUGAGUGGCGGAAUCGAUGUGCUUGUGGUGAAGCAGGUAGAUGGCUCCUUUCGAUGCUCGCCCUUCCAUGUACGCUUCGGCAAGCUGGGCGUCCUGCGGUCCCGGGAGAAGGUGGUAGACAUUGAGAUCAAUGGGGAGCCUGUGGACUUGCACAUGAAGCUGGGGGACAGUGGAGAGGCCUUCUUCGUCCAAGAGCUAGAAAGUGAUGAGGAACAUGUUCCUCCCCGCCUGUGUACCUCACCCAUCCCUUGGGGGGGCCUGUCUGGCUCCCCCUGGGACUCAAAGAGGGGCACAGCCAGUGAGCCUGAGGGCCCUGGUGUGGCAGGUGUGACCUCCACAGGGCGGAAGAAGAGGCUCCGUAGGAGGAAGUCCAGGCGGAAGGAGGACACAGCAGCAGCUGACUCAAGUUCAAGUUCGGAGGAAUUAGAAACAGGCAUCGAGAAUGGGCUGUCCCUGCUGGAGAAGCCGAGGCCAGAGCUCCCAGGUGUCCUGCCGGAAGAGUCGACCUCACCACAGCCCAAAGACAUCUACCCCUACUCCGAUGGGGAGUUGGCCCCUCAGGCCAGCUUCACAUCAAGUGGGCUGACAUCCCCUCAGAGUGACUCAGAGCUAGAGCGGCGGGCCUUGGAGCCCAGUCCCCUAAGAGCUGAAUCCCACAUGCAGUGGUCCUGGGGACGGCUUCCUAAGGUGGCCAAAGUUGAGCAGCCCAAUUCCUUGAUGAUCCCUGAAGGCAACACUGAGGCCCCGUCUCCUCCUCGGGAAGGUCCCAGCACCCCCUCAGUCUCUGUGGCUGGCAUGGACCCCUCGGGAUCCCCAAUCCUGCUGCAGCCAGAUCUGGAAGCACCAGCUCUGCUGGGCGCCCUUCUCUCCACCCCAGAGAGAGAGGCUACCAAGACUCACGAUUCUGGGAACCCACGUCUCCCUCUGACCUCAAAAUCACAGAGCUGGGCAGCUCUGGGGAACCCAGCUCCCACGGGACAGAGGGAACAAAGUGUGUCAAGGCCAUGAGGUAGGAAAAAAAGGAGCCAACACCUGGGUCCCAGUGACAUCUACCUUGACGACUUGCCCUCCCUGGACUCUGAAAAUGUGGCCCUUUACUUCCCACAAAGUGACUGUGGGCUGGGGGUCAGGAGGUGGAGUGAACCCAGCAACCAGAAGCUCCUGGGGGACCCCACACCAGAACACGUGCCAGAACCCGCUCCUGAUGCCCUGGACACUGUUGUGCUGUCCCUCUGUGGGGGCCUGGCUGACGGCAGGGACAUCUCCCUGGCUAAAUUCAGCCAGCACAUCGUCUCCUACCAUGACCUCAUCAAAAACCCCAGCCUCCUGGAUGACCCCAACCUCGUGGUGAAAAUCAAUGAGAAGCAUUAUAACUGGGCAGUGGCUGCUCCCAUGAUCCUCUCCCUGCAAGCCUUCCAGAAGAACCUGCCCAAGAGUACCGUGGACAAGCUGGAGAAAGAGAAAAUGCCCAGGAAGAGUGGACGGUGGUGGUUUUCCUGGAGGCGUAAGGAAUUCCCCACUGAAGAGCGCAGUGCCCAGGGAGAGAAGACCACUUCCAGGGAGUUGCGGAGGGAGAAGGUAGAUGCCCUGAGCAGUGAGGAUGAUGGCCCAGACAGCCCUGUGAUCCUUGAGGUCCCCUCCCCACCACCCUCACCUCCAGCCUACACUCCCACCUACAAGAAGUCUCUCCGCCUCUCCUCUGAACAGAUUCGGCGCCUGAAUCUGCAAGACGGUGCCAAUGAUGUCAUUUUCAGUGUGACCACCCAGUACCAGGGCACCUGCCGCUGCAAAGCCACCAUCUACCUGUGGAAAUGGGAUGACAAAGUGGUCAUCUCUGACAUCGAUGGUACCAUCACCAAGUCGGAUGCUCUGGGCCACAUCCUGCCCCAGCUGGGGAAAGACUGGACACACCAGGGCAUCACCAGUCUCUACCACAAAGUCCACCUAAACGGGUACAAGUUCCUAUACUGUUCUGCGAGGGCCAUCGGCAUGGCUGACCUCACUAAGGGCUAUCUGCGGUGGGUGAGCGAGCGGGGUUGUGGCCUCCCCAAGGGUCCCAUCCUGCUGUCUCCUAGCAGCCUCUUCUCUGCCCUCCACAGAGAGGUGAUUGAGAAGAAGCCAGAGGUGUUCAAGGUCGCCUGCCUGAGUGACAUCCAGCAGCUCUUCCUGCCCCACAAACAACCCUUCUAUGCUGCCUUUGGGAACCGGCCCAACGACGUCUUUGCGUAUCGGCAGGUGGGCCUCCCUGAAUCUCGCAUCUUCACUGUCAACCCACGGGGCGAGCUCAUUCAGGAACUGCUCAAGAACCACAAAUCCACGUACGAGCGGCUUGGUGAGGUGGUUGACCUCCUCUUCCCGCCUGUGACCCGUGGUAGCAGCACAGACCUGCCCAAACCAGAAUACAGCAACUUCUGCUACUGGCGGAAGCCCCUGCCACCUGUGGACCUGGAUGCUCUGGCCUAG
Molecule: messenger RNA, 2541 nt
Organism: Chrysochloris asiatica (Cape golden mole)
Lineage: Eukaryota; Metazoa; Chordata; Mammalia; Afrosoricida; Chrysochloridae
Gene: LPIN3
Product: lipin 3
Exons: 20
Biological process (GO): positive regulation of transcription by RNA polymerase II; fatty acid catabolic process; cellular response to insulin stimulus
Cellular component (GO): nucleus
Molecular function (GO): transcription coactivator activity; phosphatidate phosphatase activity
Source: RefSeq, a predicted model, not a curated record